GUGAACAUUUAAAGAGGGAUCCAAAUCUAUCUCCUAUUUUUGUCGGCAUACAUUUACUGAAGACUCAUCACAAUCAUUUCAUACAAUACCCUGAAAUAUUGUGAUGCACUAAAAAGUUCGUCCUAUAUGGGAUGAGCAAUUCUGAAAUAAAAAGAAAGAAAUAGAAGAAUAAAGAAUUUUUUACUCCAUCAACACUAAAGCGCCAAAUCUCCAUAAAUGCAGAGAGCGCUUUAAUGUUGAGAGGAAUGUUUCAUCUGGAUUAUUGACGAACAAGAUCAUCAGUUCAUCUUCUUGCUAUAUUAAUAUGAAUCAACUGUCCCUCUGUUACAAGUUAAGAACCUUUGUGUUUUAAACUUUAUAUACUUUUAACUUUCUGCCCAAUAAUAACAAUUCAUUCAAAUAAUACAUUUCCUCAUAAAACCUUGAAUUGAAAAAAAAAAAGAAGAGUGAAAACAAACAGGGGAGUCCUAAAGCGAGUGGUAGUGCACGAGCCGUGUCCAUGCAGGAGCUCAAAAACACAUGACGCCAGUACAUGCAGAGAGCUGUUGUCAUUUCAUCAUGUUACGCAAUCCGUCCUCGUAAAAUGAAAGCUUGUAUCUCGGUUUUAAAAGCUUGUAUUUGUGGUUUUGGAAGCAUGGUAAUUCCUGUGCCCACAACUGUCGAGCAAUGAUGUCGGAUUAAUGAGCGCAUCACAUUGGAUGGAUCAUAAGCCUGUAUGUUUUUGCAGCCAGAUUGUUCAUAUCUGCUCUGGUUAUCUCUGUCAGUGAGGGCUAACUUGGCCGCAGCGUUGCCGUCGGAUGAAUGAACAGCCCGCUCGCUCUCACAGCUGGCGCACCAGCAGAGCACAGCCUUUACGCACACGGCAUCAUUGGCUGAGAGCCCACGCGUGUCAGAGGGAAGACGGCGAACCAGUAAACCGCGUUAAACGAAGCAGUAAACUAGUUGAAGAGGCUCCCGUGUGUCUACACUCGUUCUUCGUGAUCGCUCUCAGCUGCAGUUUAUCGAUCCGCGGACUGAUUGGCUUUUUUUUCUUUUCUUUCCCCGGACCGGAGCUGUCCACGGUGCUGAAACAUGAACCAAAGCGCGGGAGCGGUGCAGCACACACGGAGGUACUCCAGUGAUGUGAUGGACAUAGGAGCGAUUGCAGCAGAUAAAAACUGGAAGGGCAUCGGCAUCUCCCUGCUGGUUAUCAUACUGGUGCUCUCUCUCAUCGGACUGUCCAUUGUUCUGCUGUCAAAAGAUGACGGUGGAAAACUCUUUGGAUCACAGUUGACCCUAGAUGACCUCUUCCAAAGAAACUUCCAGAUACAUGACCCUGAUGCAAAGUGGAUCAGUGAUGAAGAAGUCAUCUUUCGCAGCUGGGAUGGUGACGUUCUAAAAGCCGACAUUCACAACAACGAGACACAACUCUUGCUGAAAAACACAACAUUCGCAACUUUUAAGGCCUCAAAGUUUGCAGUUUCUCCCGAUCUGAACUUUGUUCUUCUGGGAUAUGAUGUCAAGCAGGUGUAUCAGCACUCUUUCUUGGCAUCAUACCUGAUCUACAACCUCUUCACAAGAGAGGUGCGAGAGCUGAACCCUCCUGAGGUGUCUGAUUCAGUCCUCCAGUUUGCCUCAUGGGGCGUUCAAGGUCAGCAGCUGGUUUACAUAUUUGAAAACAACAUUUACUACAAAACAGAUGUUCAGAGCAGCUCGUGGAGGCUCACGUCCUCAGGACAGGAGGGGCUCGUCUUUAACGGCAUCACAGACUGGCUGUAUGAGGAGGAGGUGUUACACACACAGACAGCUCACUGGUGGUCACCUGAUGGCUCCAGGCUGGCCUACCUCAACAUCAACGAUACCCUGGUUCCCUCAAUGCUGUUGCCCCGCUUCACAGGCGCUCUCUAUCCAAGGGGCAAAGAGUACCCUUAUCCAAAGAUGGGUCAAAUCAAUCCCACCGUCAGACUCUACGUGGUCACUGUAGACGGGAGCUCUGUAACAACAGAACUGAGACCUCCUGACAGCUUCGAAAAGAGUGAGUACUACAUCACUAUGGUGAAGUGGGUGACUACGGAGAGGCUGAGUGUGCGUUGGGUCAAUCGAGCUCAAAACAUGUCAAUUCUUUCUCUGUGUGAUGUCACGACGAGUGAAUGCACAAAGAAACACGUGAUGACAUCAGAGAAGUGGCUCGACCGUCAGAGUGAAGAGCCAGCAUUUUCCAAAGACUGCUCGACAUUCUUCAUCACCAUGCCCUUAAAACAUGGUGGCCGUGGGACCUUUAACCACAUCACCAUGAUCUCCAACCAGUCUGAAAGUCAAGAGGUCAACCUGCGUCACCUGACAUCUGGAAGUUGGGAAGUUUCUCAAAUCUUAGCCUAUGAUGAGAGCACAAACUCAGUUUAUUUCCUAAGUACAGAAGAGGGAUCAACACAACGGCAAGUGUACAGAGUCUUCACUGUGGAUCCAUUUCAGAAAGAGUGUCUCACCUGCUCCCUCUUCAAAUCAAAGUGCGCCUACUACGACACCAUCUUCAGCCCAAACUAUCAAAACGUCAUUCUCAACUGCAGAGGUCCUGGAAUACCCCAGACUACCCUUCACCAACUCAACGAUAUGAACAAACACAAGACUCUGGAGAGCAACUCAGUGUUGAUGAAUGCUCUGAUAAACAGGACGAUACCAAAGUGGGAAAGAAGAAUUGUACAAAUCAACAACUACGCCCUUCGUCUGGAGUUAAUCGUCCCAAUAAAAAUGGAUGAAACAAUGAAGCAUCCACUCUUACUUAUUCUUGACAGCGCCCCCAGUGGUCAGGCUGUGAGUGACCGUUUCUCUCUAAACUGGGAGUCGGUGUUGGUCAGCUCAGACAGCGUCAUUGUGGCUCGUCUGGACGGACGGGGCAGCGGCUUCCAGGGUCAGAGGAUCCUGCAUGAGGUCCACCAGGGACUGGGAACUGUUGAUGUCCAGGACCAGAUCGCUGCUCUGGAGUAUCUGGUCAGAUUACCUUAUAUUGAUGGAAACAAAGUUGGAGUGUAUGGAAAGGCAUAUGGAGGAUUUCUCUCCUCCGUCCUGCUCCUGUCCUACAGCCCUUUGUUCAAGUGUGGCAUCGCCGUGGCUCCUAUAACUAACUGGAGACUCUAUGGGUCGGCAGAAACGGAGAAAUACUUUGGCUCCCCAGCGAGAGAGGAUCACAAAUAUCAGAUAUCCAGUCUCAUCAGUAACUUCUCAGUCCCUGAACCUUUGAACUUUCUUAUAAUCCACGGCACAGCAGAUGCGACUGUUCAUUUCCAGCAUUCUGCUGAGUUGGUCAAACUGCUGUCUGCAUCUAAUGUGAACUACACGCUCCAGAUUUUCCCAGAUGAAGGACACAAUAUUGCCUCCACAAAGAGCCAACACUACAUGCUAAACGCAGUGCUCACCUUCUUCAGGCGCUGCUUUGAGGAGGAGCUGGUUGUUGUCCCACAGACAUCCAAAGAAGAUGAGUAACCGCUGGGACGUCCUGCUGUGUGACAGGUUUUUUGUGAAGAAAAAAAGAGUGUAGCAACUGCAUUCAUGAGCCAACAAGAAGAGGCUGUGAUUUCUGAAAGCGCUGCUAUCUGUGAGAGCACUGCGAGAACAUUAGAGACACAGACCUGCAGUUUGUAAGAUAUGUAGCAUUACUUUGCCCCGACCAGCGUGGUGACUCCGGGGUUUUUAAUGAUUUUUAAGACUCUUGUAUUAUCACUGUUUUAAUUCUAAUGCUUCAGAUUAUAUAUUAUUAUUUUUAAUGUGUAUAUCAUGUACUGAGUAAACCAUAUAUUAGUUCAGUUUGUCAUAUUGUUGGGAAAAUAUCAAAAUUGAGAUUAUGUAGAUUGACACGAAUGUCCCUUUUUUCUUAGCAGUGUCAGACUGAAACUAGUAUUUCAAUGUACUUCAAGUCGAGGUUUUGAAUCACAUUUGACUUCUUUUAAGGUCCCUCCUCAGAGAAACCAUAUUUUAAUCUUGCUAAGAGUUUUAAUUUCAGAAAAAAAUAAUUUCUGGGGGGGCUAGAAAAACUGUCAGUACGAUACUUUCUCAUACGAUAUGAACAGAAGCACUCUGGGUGAAAGAGAAAUAGCUUUUAGAAAGAAAGCCUAGAAAUUGCUUAAGUUUUUUGCCAAGACCCCAUAAUGGUUUUUGUUCUUAUUGAAAUUAAAAGUAUUUCUCAAUAGAAUUAUGGAAUACCAAUCAUUUAUGAUCAUUGAUAACUGCAAUGAAAAAGGGAAGUAUGCGUUAAAUAUAGACAUUUUCGUAUGUCACACCUUUUUUAAACAUUGUGUCAUAAACUGUCUUGAGACUUUGUCGACUGUGUCAAACGUCAGGGAAUUACAGAAACUAGUAUUUUUCCAAUUUAUAGAGUAUAAUGUUUGUGACUGCUGUAAACUACUGUGAAUCUAUUUUUCUUUCCUUUUUACAGCUAAAAAAAAGAUUUAACUUUAAAAUACAAUUUUGAAAAGUCAUUUCAAAAAACACUUUUGGCAGGUGCCUUUACCUCAUCGUCACUCAACUCAAAGCCAACACAGUGUUCAUAGGCCUCGUAUUAGAUAUGGAAGAUAUGGUAUCGUCUGCAUAGAGGAUUACCAAAUUAUCUUAUUAGUGAUUGACUUAUUCCUCAUCUUGCAUGACCAUGGGACUGAAAAACAGUUGCCAUACAGUAGUUUAGGUCACAUGCAGAUUCUGGUAAACCACUGUGUGAGAUUUAAGCCCCAUUUAGACAAAGAUCUGUCUCUAGUUGAGGUGCUAUAACUACAGUUUACCCGCGCCAGCCGGUUACUUAAAUCCUGCAUGGAGCAUAGAUGUUGGUAUUUUUUCAUCCCCACUUCAGUCAUAAUAAUAAUAACAAUAACGUACCUUUACCUUAUGUGGACCAUUGUCCAUGAUGAAGUUUAACUUUUACAUUAAAAAAAUAAUCAAAAUACAAAAUGUUCUAUUUACCUUUUUGAAAUGUUGACAAUGUUUGUGCUAAUCUGAUAUACAACAGCAUGCUAACAGCAAUAUUUAGGCCUGUCAAUUUAGGUAAAUAUGCACUAUUUAAAGUAUGCCAAAUUAACCGGUAGAAGUUCUUGUUUGUAAGCUACUCAAUGUUUUUAACACAUGUAUUUCUGAAUUACUCGGACACUGAAUAUGAAUGAACUUUUAUCAAAAAAUGAAGCCUCUUGGGAUCAAUAUGAGCGUGACCUGGCCAGUAAUACAUCCAAUAUCCAUCCAAUUGUUCAAAUGUCAGUUUCCAUGGCAGGCCACAUCUGUUUAUUCCAGCGGUUGAUAAGAUAAAUUACCAUAAAGAACGGAAAAUGUUUUCAUAACUAGCUCCCCUGUUAUGCAUAAUCCAAUAUAAAUAAAACUAAAUACUCUAUAUGAGUUGAUCAGAAAUUAUUGUAGAGCUCAAAGAAAGACCAUGUUAAUCAUCCAAACUUGUGUAACCUUCUUGUAAAAUGUAUGCUAAGGCCCUGUGUCCACCUAGCUUUUUUUAAGGGCAGAAAAGCGCUGCAAGUCCGUUCUGUCUCUAUGACAACAGUCUGAUGACAACAGCUGCUGUAUGACCAACACUGCUCCAUUACUUUGUACUGUAAGUUUUCUAUUUUC
This is a messenger RNA of Labrus mixtus (cuckoo wrasse), 5574 nucleotides long. RefSeq names its product inactive dipeptidyl peptidase 10-like. Lineage: Eukaryota; Metazoa; Chordata; Actinopteri; Labriformes; Labridae. Gene Ontology annotation, molecular function: serine-type peptidase activity; dipeptidyl-peptidase activity. Gene Ontology annotation, biological process: proteolysis. The record is from RefSeq and is a predicted model, not a curated record. Bases 1072 to 3459 code for a protein of 795 amino acids. The transcript has 26 exons.